ACUUUAUUCAGUUGACAGCAAGUAGGAGGGCUCUAUGGCAGGGGAAAAAAAGACAACACGAGAAAAAUUAGUAUUUUCUACCUUCAGAAAUUAAUGGCCAUGAGUUCGUAUAUGGUGAACUCUAAGUAUGUGGAUCCCAAAUUUCCUCCUUGCGAGGAAUAUUUGCAGAACAGCUACCUAGGCGAGCAGGGGGCCGAGUACUACAGUGCCUCGCAGGGCUCUGAUUUCCAGCACCAGGGACUCUACCCACGGUCAAACUACAGCGAGCAGCCCUUUAGCUGUAGCAAUGCCCAAGGCUCUGCCGUGCAGCCGCGGGGUCACGGACAGGAGCAAUCCGGCCCAGCGAGCCACUUCCCCGGCCAAGCAGAGCAUUGUCCACCGCCUCCAAUGCCCAACCCGCGAGCCUGCAGCCAGCAGCCGGCCCUCAAACCCCCAAACGGCUCCGCAGUUAAGCAGCCGGCAGUAGUUUAUCCCUGGAUGAAGAAAGUCCAUGUUAACUCGGUGAAUCCCAAUUACAACGGAGGGGAACCUAAACGCUCCCGCACAGCUUACACCAGACAGCAAGUCCUAGAACUGGAAAAAGAAUUUCAUUUUAACAGGUACCUGACCAGGCGCCGCCGUAUCGAGAUAGCCCACACUUUGUGUCUCUCUGAGCGCCAGAUCAAGAUCUGGUUUCAGAACAGAAGAAUGAAGUGGAAAAAAGAUCACAAACUGCCCAACACGAAGGGCAGGUCUUCUUCCUCUGGUUCAAACCCCCAUUUACAGACUGGUUCCAAGGACCAUCAGACUGACUUGACAACUUUGUAGAAGAGGUGAAAUUUUCCAUUUCAUCCUUCGCUUCUGACCAGUACUGUACAUAACUGACACUGCCCAAGCAGAACCUGCAUGUAGCAGCUAAGGACUCAAGAAACUGUCAUCUUUCUUUAAGGUACUGUUGUACAAAGGAGACAAAAUGACGCUACUUUGGACUUUAUUUUAUUUGCCUCUGUUAGCACAACCUAAAAAAGGAAAAAAAAAAGGGGGAAAGAAAAAAAAAAAAGAAACAUCAUAUAGGCAGUGGGAAUUGGGAAAAUAUUAAACGAGACCUUCUGUCCAUAAAAAGUAAUAAAUCAUUGAAAAUGAAACUGUCCUGUGUUUCAGUUUUGAAUUCAAAAGUGAAGGUUUGAUGCUUUGUUCUGGGAUUCUUACUUUUAAUUGUCUUUUUAUCCCAUGCAAUUUCGGGAGGAUGCAUUUAGGCAAGAUGAGGACAGGAAAUUUAUAGUAUAGUCUUUUAUUUGAACAUAAAGACUGGUAAUUGUGAACUUUUUGUGCUGCUUUACCUUUCUUGGUGUAAUGAAAGUACUUGCUCAUUUCCAUAACGUUUCAGAAGGUGUGCAUAGGAAUUAAGUGAAAACGGGUUAUUUUAUGUACUGAUAGCGUUAGCGUAUUUAUUUAUUUGUUAAGUAGAAGAGUG
Messenger RNA from Cariama cristata (Red-legged seriema), 1453 nucleotides. It is a transcript of the gene HOXD4, whose product is annotated as homeobox D4. Bases 94 to 807 code for a protein of 237 amino acids. The transcript is spliced from 2 exons. Gene Ontology annotation, molecular function: RNA polymerase II cis-regulatory region sequence-specific DNA binding; DNA-binding transcription factor activity, RNA polymerase II-specific. Gene Ontology annotation, biological process: anterior/posterior pattern specification; embryonic skeletal system morphogenesis; regulation of transcription by RNA polymerase II. Gene Ontology annotation, cellular component: nucleus. Lineage: Eukaryota; Metazoa; Chordata; Aves; Cariamiformes; Cariamidae. The record is from RefSeq and is a predicted model, not a curated record.